CAAACACACACAAACACACACACGCUCUCUCUCUCUCUCUCUCGCUCUCUGCACUGCAACAAACAACAAUGGCAACUACCACACAAGAAAAAGAGUUAAAACACGAGUUCAACUUCUUCCGCGUCUACAAAGACGGCACCGUCGAGCUCCUCCGUCCUCCACCAACAAUCAUUCCUCCCUUCGACGACCCCAACACCGGCCUCCGCACCAAAGACGCCGUCGUCACCGCCAACCCACCCCUCUCCGCUCGCCUUUUCCUCCCAAAAACCACCAACCCCAACACCAAACUCCCCGUCUUCCUCUUCUUCCAAGGCAGCGGCUUCUGCGCCAGGUCCGCCUUCACUCCGGAAUACCACAACCACGUUGCCGCAAUCGCCAACGAAGCCAACGUACUCGCUGUCUCUGUAGAGUACGCCAAGUUUCCGCUUCGGCCAUUGCCCGCAUGCUACUACGACGCCUGGAGCAGCCUCCAGUGGGUCGCGUCGCACGCGAGCGUGACCGGGCCGGAAUCCUGGCUAAACGAACACGCCGAUUUGCAUCGUGUUUUCGUAGCUGGGAACAGCGCCGGCGGUAACCUUACCCAUUGGGCAGUUAGCCAAGUGGGAAAAAUAGGGUUAGCGCCGGGUGUGAGGAUUGCGGGGGCGAUCCUCGUCCAUCCUUUCUUCGGAGGCAUAGGGGACGACAGUCAGUGGCUAUACAUGUGUCCGGAAAACGAGGGGCCGGAGGAUCCGAGGCUGAAGCCGGCGGCGGAGGAUUUAAGGAGGCUUGGAUGUGAGAGGGUGUUGGUGUGUGUGGCGGAGAAGGAUCCAUUGCUGGUUGCCGGAGAGAAGUACGUUGAGGCGCUGAAGAAGAGUGGUUGGAGUGGGAGUGUUGAGCUUGUUGUGAAUUUGGGUUUGGGACAUUGCAACCAUGUUUAUGAGCCAGACGAAGACAAUGCUCGUGAGGUUUUACGAAAGAUUGCAUCUUUCAUCAAUCAACAAUAAAGCGCAGUUAGCUGUUCUUCAUUUCUCGUAACAUACACAUGAGAAAUGAGGUUCUUGGAAUGCUAAUGUUAUCUACCAAUAAUUUGAUAAAGAAGAAACGUUA
Messenger RNA from Arachis stenosperma, 1086 nucleotides. RefSeq names its product 2-hydroxyisoflavanone dehydratase-like. Gene Ontology annotation, molecular function: hydrolase activity. The transcript has a single exon. The record is from RefSeq and is a predicted model, not a curated record. Lineage: Eukaryota; Viridiplantae; Streptophyta; Magnoliopsida; Fabales; Fabaceae. The coding region runs from base 69 to 983 and encodes 304 amino acids.